CAUUAAACGAAACGAAGAAGAAAAACGACCGGGUCACGUGGUGCGGAUGCCCUUCCACUGUGCGACAGAAAACAUGGCUGCGCUCUUGAGAUCAGCGCGGUUGCUUAAGUUUUCGCCUUCGGGCUUGCUUCAGAUUACACGGACCAAAAGAAACGGACCACCGCUCAGUCGACUGUACAGCGGAGCUCCCGGCGGCCACCAAACCGGAGUUUGUUCCCGACAAAUCGGCCGUGCAUCUGAAAAUGCGUCCAGUCGAGCAUGGCCAUAUGCAGUGGGUUGUGUGCGUAACUAUACUGUGGCCACAGAGCAGAAGGAUGACACCAGUGCUGCGGUGCGAUCCAAGCAGGCGCAGGAGUUUGACUGGGCUCUGACCAAGCUGGACAGCUCAGUGAGGAGAACCGGUCGCAUCACCAAGACCCUGCUGCUUCGCAUCUUCCAUGACAUCUGCAGGACAGGUUAUCCAAGUGGGAAUCAGGCCUUGUUGCUGCUGCGUAGCUGUGGAUCACUGUUGCCAGAGGUACCCCUGGAGGAGCGCACUGAGCUGGCACACCGUGUGUGGGAAAAGCUGCAGGAGUUGGGUGCACAUUACGAUGUCAGUCACUACAAUGCCUUGCUGAAAGUUUACCUGCAGAAUGAGUUUAAGUUCUCCCCUACUGAAUUCCUGGCCAAAAUGGAAGCAGCUAACGUCCAACCAAACAGAGUUACCUACCAGAGACUCAUAGCAGCCUUCUGCCAAAAUGGAAAUAUCGAAGAAGCCAGCACCAUCUUGGGUUUCAUGAAGAGCAAAGAUUUACCCAUCAGCGAAGCUGUUUUCAACUCCCUGGUGACAGGCCACGCUCGUGCAGGGGACAUGGAGAGUGCACAAAACAUCCUGACCGUGAUGAAGGGAGCCGGAAUUGAACCGGGUCCUGAUACAUACGUAUCGCUGCUAAACGCCUAUGCUGAAAAAGGAGACUUGGACAGUUUGAAGCAGACUUUGGAGGCAGCAGAGAGUGCAGACUGCAGUCUGAUGGACAGGGACUUGAUGCAGGUCAUUUUCACGCUGGCCAAAGCUGGACACCAAGAGCACAUCCCAGAGAUAGUCGGGCGUCUGAGGCACCAGAUUGGUUAUGUGCCAGAUGCCAUGAACUUGUGCCUGAGCCUCAUCACCCAGGGCAUGGAGGACCCGGCUUUCAGCAUCCUGAAGACUUUCCCCAUACUGCAGUCUGAUAGCUCCAGAACUGAAUCUGCCAACGUGGGGGCCUUCUUCCUCAGACACUGUGUCACCAUGAAUGCGUCAGUGGAGAAGUUGGGCCUCUAUUGCAAAGAGCUCCAGGAGUCAAAUAUGCAUAGUGCACCGCUUAGCUUCACUCUGUCCUGUGCUCUGGAGGCCAAGAAGAUUGGUAUGUCUUUAGAGCUGAUGAAGAUUAUGAAGGAGCAGGGCUUACCCAUAAGGCCUCACUACUUUUGGCCCCUUCUCACUCAGCAAGUCAAAGACGGCAACACAGCCUUUGUGCAUGAGGUAUUGAAGGGCAUGCUGGAGCUCGGGGUGGCCCCUGAUGUUGAGACUUUAUCCAACUAUGUCAUCCCUCACUUCCCCAACAUGGAGGCAGCUCGACAGGCCAUCGAGGAAGUAGGUUUGUCUUUGGAGUCGGAGGGUUUCUUGUCUUCAGAGGUCCGUACCUUGGCUGUUAACGACCUGGCCAAACUCCACAGUUUGUUAUCCGAUCCCUCCUUCCCCUCAUUGGACCUCGUUACUUUCCGUGGCAGCCUCAUCUCAGGCUUCAGAAAGUCUGACGACGUGGAGAGCAUGGUGAAGAUUACUAAACUCCUGUACGAUGACAAGCGCUUCUGCAAAGCAGACUCUGAUAAUCCUGCUGAUAAGACAUCCUUCUUCUUGUACCAUCUGGUCGAAAGCAUGUCAGACAAAGUGGCGCAAGCACAGAAAGAUAAACUGCAGCAAUACUUCAGUCAACUACAAAGCCAGAACAUAACUAUUUCACCAAAUAUCUACAGAGGUAUCAAGAAACAUCUGGAGACCUACAACGUCCCAGAGCUGAUCAAGAAUGUGGCUGCUUUGGUGGAUCCCAGAGAUCAAGACUCCGGUGACUCUGCUCCCCCCCGUGCGACUGAAACUGUGGGAAAUACGUUGGCACUCGAGGAGAAACUGGCUGAACUGAAAGCGCAGAACAAACCAUUAAGCAUCGUCCUCAAAAGUCUCAUCCAUGCUCACUGUGUUGACGAGAACAUGCAGCGCGCCCUGGAGCUGAAGCAGCAGCACGAGGCAGAAAUGACGGUCGGCAGCUAUGUCACCCUCAUGAACCUGUGCUGUCGCCAAAACAAUGUGGAGGAGGCGCUCAACCUGAAGAGGGAAUUAAGCCGCAAGGACUCAUCAACGGUGCUGGAUGUCAGUAAAUACAUCACACUGAUCAAGGCCCUCUCACAGAAUGACAGGGUGGACGAUGCAGUGGACAUCCUGAAGGAGAUGAAAGAGAAGGAGGUGGUGAUAGAUGACACACAGAUCACCACGCUGUUUCACAUGCUCAGCUUCUUAGCAACCAAGGGCAACAUCCCUGCAGUCAAACAGUUGCAGGACACCAUCUUCACCCUCGGACUGGUCAAGCCCACCAGCAAUCUGUGCUCACCUCUGAUUACCGCCUACCUGGACAGUAAGGACCUGCCCGGAGCUCUAGAAGCAACAAUGGAUUGCUGUGCACGCUACGGCUUCCUGCCUCGCAUCCACGAAAUCAUUGUUGGUCUGGUGGAGAAAGGAGACACCGAACUACUGCAGAAAGCCAUGGACUAUGUGAGCCAGAAGCGAGGAGAGAUGAUCAUGCUGUAUGAUCUGUUCUUUGCAUUCCUGCAGACGGGCCGCUACCGUGAGGCUCGUAAGAUCAUUGAGACCCCUGGACUGAGGGCAAGGCCUGGACGCCUGCGUUGGUUUGCAGAGAGAUGCAUUACUGCUAGACAGAUGGAGGCCUUGGAGCAGAUGGUGGACAUGACAGCCAAGCUGUUUGAGUGCGACAGAGAUGAGAUGUACAGUUACGUCUUCCGCCUCUGCAAGGAGACAAACGACUGGCAGAAGGCAGAAGCCAUGUGGACGAAGAUGCAGGAGGAAAACACCAUUCCCAGGGAGAGGACCCUGCGUAUGCUGUCAGACAUCCUGGUGAAUAAUGGCCAGGAGGUGCCCUUUGAGUUGUCUGAGACCUGGUACAAAGACGAUGAACGGUCGGCUAAAGACCUCACCGUAGCUGAGAAUCUUGCUGAACACCAGGUCACUCUGAUGGCCCUCAGUAAAAAAGGCAAAGUGAAAGAUGCCUAUCGGAUGCUGAUGGACGGCAAUAAAAAAGGUGUGGCACUCAGUGCAUCCACUUAUGACCAAGUGAUCCGUGCCCUGUUGGCCGAGGGAUCCGUUGAGGAAGCCAUGUCAGUCAGGGAUGCUGCUGUGUGUCAUGUGCCGGGCUUCCAGCUGCAAGAUAAGGCCAACAGUUUGCUCAUCAUCACACACAGCAAGAAAGGCCAGCCUCAAGAUGCUCUUGAGAGCCUGAAGUUGAUGCUGUCGCUGGACCAAGUGCCCUCGGUCCUUGCUGUCACCAGACUGAUUCAGGCGCUGGGCAGGAGCGGCGACGUGGCGGGAAUCCAGGCAGUGGAGACACUCAUAAAGGACCACAGCAUGUCCCUCAACAUGUCCAGAAUGGUGUUUGUCAACAACAUGGCCCUGGCACACGUCAAGAAUGGUGAACUGCAGUCAGCAGUGGACAUGUUGGAGGAAUUCUACACAAAAACAGAAAACCAAGAGAGGAGCCACAGUAUGUCCUUCGUCUUCGAAAGGCUCUUGAAAGAAGGCAAUGACGAGGCCUUGGACAAGUUGAGUGCUAUGGCAGAGCGGCUGGCCAACCAUUUCGCCUGCUACAGACCAGCCUCAGACCUCUUCAUCCAGCUGCUGGAGCAACACAGAGUCGAGGAGGCAAAGUUCAUGCUGGCUCGCUGUAACGCCUUGGCUGAACAGAAGAAUGUUCUGAUGUCCUACCUGUCCCAGAACUCGAAGACUCCUGGAGGGGUGACCAAGAUCAAGACCCUGAUGAGCCUGGUUCCAGACUUUGCUGAGAAGGAUAUCCUGUACUCGUACCUGAUGAAAUGUCACUUCGUGGAUAAGGACUUGGCGUCGGCCAAAGCUCUGUAUGAGCAGAUGCAGAAGGAGGGGAUAGUCGCAAACGAGCUGUCACUCAAACGGCUGGGUAUGCUUUACCAGAAUGAGGGAGAGACGGCGCCUUUCCCUGUUCCCUCUGAGUCCUUUAAGUUUUAUGCGGAAAAACUGAGACAGUCAGCUGGAAAAGAUGAGACAAGCGCAGAGGAAUAAAGAUUCACCCUCCUCCUCUUAACCUCCUUCCAAACCUCAUUUUUUUUCUUCCUUUGUUUUUUUUUUUGUUUGUUUUGGAUGAAUUGUUUGAGCUAAAAUGUUGAAUAUCUAGAUGGUGGGUGUUAACUCUUUGUCCACUGUUUGUUGAUAAUGUUGAUGAUGAUGUUGAGAAUUGCUGAACUAUUUAUGGUAAUAAACGAUGUUAGGAAUCCA
Molecule: messenger RNA, 4552 nt
Organism: Scatophagus argus
Lineage: Eukaryota; Metazoa; Chordata; Actinopteri; Scatophagidae
Gene: lrpprc
Product: leucine-rich pentatricopeptide repeat containing
Exons: 38
Coding region: 47-4339 (1430 amino acids)
Molecular function (GO): protein binding
Source: RefSeq, a predicted model, not a curated record